Panicum virgatum (switchgrass) is the source of this 735-nucleotide messenger RNA. RefSeq names its product probable steroid-binding protein 3. The transcript has a single exon. Bases 184 to 495 code for a protein of 103 amino acids. Lineage: Eukaryota; Viridiplantae; Streptophyta; Magnoliopsida; Poales; Poaceae. Gene Ontology annotation, cellular component: membrane; endomembrane system. The record is from RefSeq and is a predicted model, not a curated record.
CACAGUCGCGUGGCAUUCACGCAGACGCAGCUGGCUGCUCACAGUCUCCUGCUCUCCUCACUUCGCCGCUUCAGUUGCAAUUGCCAAGUCGCAACAAUCUACGGCACCUACCGCGCGCAGCGGCAACCAGCCCGAGCCCCCCCCCCCCCCCCCCCCCCCACCCCCUAAGCACCGAGCGGCGCGAUGGCGACGGAGCUGACGGCGGCGCUGCUGCGGGCGUACGACGGCACCGACCCCUCCAAGCCGAUCUACGUCUCCGUCCGCGGCAAGGUCUACGACGUCACCUCGGGCCGCAGCUUCUACGGCCCCGGCGGCGCCUACGCCAUCUUCGCCGGCCGCGAGGCCAGCCGCGCCCUCGCCAAGAUGUCCAAGGAAGAGGCCGACGUCUCCGGCGACCUCUCCGGCCUCACCGAGAAGGAGCUCGGCGUCCUCGCUGACUGGGAGACCAAGUUCCAAGCCAAGUACCCCGUCGUCGCCCGCCUCGUCGACGCCUGAACUCGGAAUCUGAAGUCAAAACCCCCCAAUCAGCGGCGACCACCACCACCUCGGCAAGUAUCAGUGUAACUGUCUGUAUCCUACCUCUUGCAGCCUUGUGCUUGCCUGCUUGCUACAUUAGCUACCAAAUAAUCUCAAGGGUCCAAGCUAUGAUGUAUGUUCCUGCUACAAAACUCUCUGCAUACACUGUGGUAUCUGUCAAGAUGUAUGUGCUUAUUUGCUGUGCAAUUGCAUGCUGUA